GGAAGGGAGGAAAGGGGGCGGCAGGCGAGCGUUCACAAUGCAACAUGGCCCGGGAGCGGCGCCGGCGGGCAGAGAAGCAGCAGCAGAGGCAUCCUGGGCGUCCCGGGGCCUGUGAGGAGGGGCUGCUCCCCGCCGCGCCGCCCUCCUCCUCCUCUUCCUCCACCUCCUCUUCCUCCUCCGCCUUCUCCUGCUUCGCCUCGACGCUUCUCCUUCCCGGCCAUCCCCGCUGAGCGCCCGAGGCACCGCCCGAGAUGGGGCUCUGCUACAGCCUCCGCCCGCGGCUCUUCGGAGAAGGAGGAGGCGGCGGUGGGAGCAGCGGUGGCGGCGGCGGCCGGUCAUCCAUCUCCAGCAGCAGCGCCGCCGCCGCUGCUGCCGAGAGCGAGCCGCCUCAGCCGCCCUCCCCACUGCCCAAAGCCAAGAGAGAUGAGGAAGGCGGGAAACGAGCAACAGCAGCAGCAGCUGCAGACGGGCCUCGGCUGCUCCUUCAGAACGGCGGCGAGGGGAAAGCGGAGCCAGCCUCAGCCUCGUCCUCGGGGGGAGCUCCCACUCUGCAGCUCCUGCCCCCGCCUCCUCGGGAGAAAGGAGGGCGCCCCCCGGAGGAGCGCGAGGCCGAGAAGGAGGCGCGGCGCGUGAGCCGGAGCAUCGACCGCGCGCUGCGGGAGCAGAAGCGCGAGUACAAGCAGACGCACCGCCUGCUGCUCCUGGGAGCUGGUGAGUCAGGAAAAAGCACUAUUGUCAAGCAAAUGAGGAUCUUGCAUGUAAACGGAUUUAAUUCAGAAGAGAAGAAACAGAAAAUUCUGGAUAUUCGGAAAAAUGUAAAAGAUGCGAUUGUGACUAUAGUUUCAGCAAUGAGCACUUUAAUACCUCCAGUUCCAUUGGCCAACCAAGAAAACCAAUUCCGAGCUGACUACAUCAAGAGUAUAGCCCCACUUUCGGACUUUGAAUAUACCCAGGAAUUCUUUGAACAUGCAAAAAAGCUCUGGGAUGACGAAGGAGUAAAGGCGUGUUUUGAAAGAUCGAAUGAAUACCAGUUGAUUGAUUGUGCACAAUACUUUUUAGAAAGAAUAGACAGUGUCAGUAUGCCUGACUACACACCAACGGAUCAGGAUCUUUUAAGAUGCAGGGUUUUGACAUCUGGGAUUUUUGAGACAAGAUUCCAAGUAGAUAAAGUAAACUUUCACAUGUUUGAUGUAGGUGGUCAGAGAGAUGAAAGAAGAAAAUGGAUCCAAUGUUUUAAUGAUGUCACAGCUAUUAUAUUCGUUGUGGCCUGUAGCAGCUACAACAUGGUCAUAAGGGAAGACAAUAACACCAACAGAUUACGGGAGUCUCUGGAUCUCUUCAAAAGUAUCUGGAACAACAGGUGGUUACGGACAAUUUCAAUCAUUUUGUUUCUGAACAAACAAGACAUGCUGGCUGAAAAAGUCUUGGCAGGGAAGUCUAAAAUUGAAGACUAUUUUCCUGAAUUUGCACGAUACACAGUACCUGAAGAUGCAACACCAGAUGCAGGAGAAGACCCCAAAGUUACAAGAGCAAAAUUUUUUAUCCGGGAUGAAUUUUUAAGAAUAAGCACGGCAACCGGAGAUGGGAAGCACUACUGCUACCCUCACUUCACAUGUGCAGUUGACACAGAAAACAUCCGCAGAGUGUUCAACGACUGUAGAGACAUCAUUCAGAGAAUGCAUCUUCGCCAGUACGAACUAUUGUAACUAAAAAAAAAAACACCAUGGAGCCUGUGGUUUUAAACAUUUUCUUUCUAGAUUUCCUCACGUGAAGUAGAGGAAGAUACUACAUAGAUACAUCUGCCUCCUCAGUUUGUUUACUUUGACUAGCCUUUCAACCCAGUCCAUGCUUUAGGGGACAAUGUGUGUGCUGUAAUUUUUUAUAUGCCACUUCUUUGUCAUUCCACUAAGGCCUUUGGCUACCUCUGUUUCCUUCAGUUUGGUUGCAUUUUUGUUUAUUUAUAAUUGGGCACAGCCUGCUAAUUUUUGUUCAGCAGGUUUGUUGGUUCAAGCCAGUAUCUGCUAGCUGGGUGACACCAUGGCAUACCUAUCGUGUGUGUGGGUUCCUUUUCUACCAUGACGCUGAAGAGUACUUGAUGGAUGGGGAGGAAAAAAGAAUAAUGCACUUUGUUUCAGGGUUAUGAAGUACUGCUGAGGAUGUAUACAAGAGAUGUAGCAGCAUCACAAUAUUUAUUAUUACACUGUCGGAAUUUUCUAACAUAACUUGAGUUGCAGGUCAACGGGUGAAGUGACCUCCUCUUUUUAAAGCCAUUCUUGGCACAGGAGAUAGAGUAGAUGAGGCACGGGGAAGAGAAGCAAUUUUUUUCUGGAGGUCUGGAGCAAGGAGUCUCUACACACCUCAGGCAUUUGAAUUUAGAGCUACUUUUUUCCGCCUAUGGCACCUAGGCAGAAAAAUCCACCCUCACUUACAUUGUUUCUUCUGUCCACAAAUGACCAAAUUCGUUUAGAUCAUUUUUGGGCAACAGUCUUCUCCCUAUAUAUAUAUAAAUAUAUAUACAUAAUAUAUAUAUUUUUUGUUUUAUUGCUGGUUUAUUAUAUUGUACAGACUGUAAAGUGUAAUAUUAUUUUGUACACUUUUAUUGAAGAAAAAUACUUGUAGAAGAUCUUUGUGCCUUGAUUAUGGCUGUACCUGUAAAAUGAGCUAAGAUGUAAGUAUGUUUUUGAUUGCGCUGUACAGCUUGAUGUCAACUUUACCUACAGCAGAGACUGGCGGGUAAAAAAAACUUCUCUGUAGAGUUUAGGGGUUUUCCGAUUUAUAUAAAAAGAAAUGCUCUUUAGUAUAAAAAAAAUUAUAAAUUAUGCAAAGUUAGUCAUUUACCUUUCCAAGUAAAUUAUUGCUGCUACCAGAGAUAUUGCAGCAACAUGCCUUUCUCUCAGUCUCAGCUUUAAAAACAUGGAAAUUUAUUCAUGUGUCCAAAUUGCAACCUGGCGUUGUUUUAUGGGAAUCAAGGAUCUUGUUUUACCUUUAAUAACUCUAUUCAGUAAUCCUUUGGUCAUUCAUAGACCCUUCACAAUGGAACCGAUUGUGAAACCUGUAGAAGCACCACUACGUAAAGGCUCUUCGAUCUUUGUUGCAAUGGCCGCUUUCAUUGUGCACACUGAAGGAAAGAAGAAAAGGUGUAACCCUUUGUGUCUGGCCCAAAAGAGAAUUACAAGACGACCCUUUUAUUUCUCUUAAUAAAGAGACCUUAGAAAAA
This is a messenger RNA of Anolis sagrei ordinatus, 3217 nucleotides long. RefSeq names its product G protein subunit alpha L (gene GNAL). Lineage: Eukaryota; Metazoa; Chordata; Lepidosauria; Squamata; Anolidae. Gene Ontology annotation, molecular function: G-protein beta/gamma-subunit complex binding; GTPase activity; G protein-coupled receptor binding. The record is from RefSeq and is a predicted model, not a curated record. Gene Ontology annotation, cellular component: heterotrimeric G-protein complex. Gene Ontology annotation, biological process: adenylate cyclase-activating dopamine receptor signaling pathway; sensory perception of chemical stimulus.